Molecule: messenger RNA, 1648 nt
Organism: Diabrotica virgifera virgifera (western corn rootworm)
Lineage: Eukaryota; Metazoa; Arthropoda; Insecta; Coleoptera; Chrysomelidae
Product: pickpocket protein 28-like
Exons: 9
Coding region: 37-1614 (525 amino acids)
Biological process (GO): sodium ion transmembrane transport
Cellular component (GO): membrane
Molecular function (GO): ligand-gated sodium channel activity
Source: RefSeq, a predicted model, not a curated record
UCUUUAGAGAAGAGGUACAUUUCCACUAUUAGUGGAAUGAUGGAAAAUAAAAGAAAAAUAAACGGGAAAAAAUGUUCGAAAAAUAUAAGGAAAUAUUGCAGGGAGUAUUGUGAAUAUACCGGCAUACAUGGUCUUCGUUACUUUGGGGAAAAGAGAAGCAUGUUUGAAAAGAUUUGCUGGUUUGUGGUGUUUGUGACAAGUCUCAUGGUCUGUAUAGCAGUAAUUUAUAAGGUGUACAAGAAAUGGCAGUUUGCACCAAUCAUGGUUAACUUUUCCUCAGAUGAGAAGGAUAUCAACGAAAUACCGUUUCCUGCAGUAACAAUUUGCGGUGAAGUUCGGGUUUCCAAAGAGCAUUUCAACUAUUCUCAUGUCCUUAAGAACCUGGUGGAAAAGAAGGAGCUUAAGCCUACAGAAUUAAAACAUUUGCAGUAUAUGUCUCUCUUAUGUGCUGAGAAUAAGAUUUAUUGCCACGAGAUUCCAAACGUUACAACGAUUGAUGAAGAGUUUUAUACGUUUUUGGCUGAGGGUAAAACUCCAUUUUUUGAUUCCUGUGUAUGGAUGGGAAAAGAUUUUGAUUGUAAUAAUAUUUUUCGUCCUAUUGUAACUGAUGAGGGGCUAUGUUAUACGUUUAAUAUGCUGGAGCCAAAGGAUAUUUUCAAUGAUAUAUCUUUUAUACCAGAAUUUGACCACAAACCUGAAUACCCGACAUUUUCUCAUCAAUGGUCUGUUGACUAUGGUUAUGCGCCAGAUGCAGGAGUCGACACUUAUCCAAGACGUGCUCUGUUGGCUGGUUCUACAAAUUCUUUGGUUGUAAAUAUGUAUAUAAACCCUAAUGACAUUGACUAUGCUUGUACCAGUUUUCAAGGAUUUCAGAUAGUACUUCAUCAGGCAGUACGCUAUCCAUUGGUUCAAACGCAUUACUUUCGUGUUCCAAUGAGGAAAGCAAUUGUGGUAGCCAUUACACCCGUUCAGAUGAUAAGUUCAGAUGAUGUAAAGGAGUAUGUUCCCGAAAAAAGGGAAUGCUACAUGCAGGGUGAAAAAGAUCUAAAAUUUUUCAGCAACUAUUCCCAAAAUAAUUGCCAAUUGGAGUGUAUAUCUAAUUACACAAAGUUGAGAUGCGGGUGUGUUGCAUUUUAUAUGCCAAGAGAAACUAAUACGCCUAUUUGUGGAAACGGUAACCGUAACUGUAUGAAACAGGUUCGAAAUAGUUUAGAUUGGAGAAAAUUGCACUUGUCCAUUACAUCAGCUGGGAAUAAUUACAACGAAUGCGGAUGUUUGCCUAUGUGUACUAUGUUAGAUUAUGAAACGGAAAUUACUGAAAUUGAAUAUGACAGAUUUAAGGAAUACGAGGCCGUCGGUAUAUCAAAAAAUGGAAGUAAACAGGAGUACGCUUGGUCUCAACUCGUAAUUUACUUCAAGAAAGUCAACUUUAUUCCACACGUAAGAAGUGAAUUAUAUGGUCAUUUGGACUUUCUUUCAAACGUUGGUGGUUUGCUCGGUCUUUUCAUUGGAUUUUCGUUGCUUUCUCUAUUCGAGAUUAUUUAUUUCAUGACCAUUAGAAUAUUUUGUAACAUGAAACUUUUCAAACACUGGUCAGGCGACCAUAUACAGUAAUUGAAACUAUAUCUUUAAAACGGACGACGCAUUC